This is a messenger RNA of Schistocerca nitens (vagrant locust), 6959 nucleotides long. RefSeq names its product gamma-aminobutyric acid type B receptor subunit 2-like. Gene Ontology annotation, molecular function: G protein-coupled GABA receptor activity. The record is from RefSeq and is a predicted model, not a curated record. The transcript has 20 exons. Gene Ontology annotation, cellular component: G protein-coupled receptor heterodimeric complex; membrane. The coding region runs from base 1 to 3321 and encodes 1106 amino acids. Lineage: Eukaryota; Metazoa; Arthropoda; Insecta; Orthoptera; Acrididae. Gene Ontology annotation, biological process: G protein-coupled receptor signaling pathway; gamma-aminobutyric acid signaling pathway.
AUGCCUGUCUACCGAAUGACAACACGUCGCCGCUUGUCGGAAACAGUGUCGUUCGGGUCGACGUCUCCGGCGCUGAGCGACCGCAAGGAGUUCCCUCUCUUCUACCGCACCGUCGCGCCGGACUCUUCGCACAACCCGGCCCGGCUGGCGUUCGUGCGCGGCUUCGGCUGGGACACGGUGGCCGCUCUCAGCCAGAACGAGGACGUCUACUCACUGGCGGUGAACGACCUCGUGACGGAGCUGGAACAGGCUAACAUCACAUGCAGCGCCACCAUCACCUUUGCAGAGUCCGACUUCGAGGACCAGAUGCGCAUGCUGCGGGAUCUUGACACGAGGAUCAUCAUCGGCAGUUUCUCGCAGCAGGUGGCUCCGAAGAUUUUUUGUGAGGCCUACCAGCUGGGCAUGUUCGGCGGCGACUACGCGUGGAUCCUGCAGGGCGGCCCUGACAGCCGCUGGUGGCGCAACGCCUCGGCCCCCUGCCCGCCCACGCAGCUGGCCGCCGCCGUCGAGGGCCUGCUGCUCGUCUCCUCGCACAACCGCCUCGUCGGCAGCGCGCCAGCCAUCUCGGGCAUGACGAACGCGCACUUCGUGGAGGAGUUCUCGCGGCGCGCACUGCCCGUGUCGCCGUACGCGCCGCAGACGUACGACGCCGUGUGGGCCAUCGCUCUGACGCUGCGCGCCGCGCACCGCCGCUGGGCAGGCGCCACCUCCGUGCGCCACUUCGACUACUCGCGCCGCGACAUGGCCCAGGAGUUCCUGCGCCAGAUGGGCCGCCUCAGCUUCCUCGGAGUCUCGGGUCCAGUGUCGUUCAGCGGCGCCGACCGCGUCGGCAUCUCAGCGUUCUACCAGGUACAAGGUGGCGAGGUGGUGACGGUGGCGCUGUUCGACCCUGCGACGGGCGCGCUCGACUUCGGCUGCCCCGGGUGCGGCGCGGUGGCGUGGCAGGGCGGCCAGGUGCCCGUGGCGCGGCGCGAGUUCCGGCUGCGCGUCGUCACCAUCGAGCCGGCCGCCUUCCUCAGCGUCGCCUGCCUCGCCGUCGUCGGCAUCUCGCUCGCCGUCGCCUUCCUCGCCUUCAACCUGCACUUCCGCAAACUCAAGUACAUCAAGCUGUCGAGCCCUCGCCUCAACAACAUGGCGGUGGUGGGCUGCAUCCUCGUGUACACGGCCGUCAUCCUGCUGGGCCUGGACCACGCCACGCUGCCCGCCAGCACGCACUUCCCCGCCGUCUGCACGGCACGGGUUUACCUGCUGUCAGCUGGAUUCUCCUUGGCUUUCGGCUCCAUGUUUACGAAGACGUAUCGUGUGCACAGGAUAUUCACCAGAAGUCGCAGCGGAGUCGUAAAGAAUAAGCUGCUGCAGGACACGCAGCUAAUAUCGCUGAUCUGCGUGCUGCUGCUGAUCGACGGUCUGAUCGUGACGCUGUGGGUGAUCGUGGACCCCAUCCAGCGCCACCUGCGCAACCUCACGCUCGAGAUAAGCGCGUCCGACCGCAGCGUCGUGUACCAGCCACAGGUGGAGGUGUGCCGGUCGCAGUACACGCACUCGUGGCUGGGCGCGCUGUACGCCUACAAAGGUCUGCUGCUCGUCGUGGGGGUCUACAUGGCCUGGGAGACGCGGCACGUGAAGAUCCCGGCGCUGAACGACUCGCAGUACAUCGGCAUGAGCGUGUACAGCGUGGUGAUCACCAGCGGCAUCGUCGUCGUGCUGGCCAACCUCAUCUCGGAGCGCGCGACGCUCGCCUUCGUCACCAUCACGGCGCUGAUCCUGACGUCGACGACGGCCACGCUGUGCCUGCUCUUCCUGCCCAAGAUGCUGGCCAUCCUGGGUCGCGCCGCGCACGCCGACCCCAUCGUCGAGAGCAUGGGCCUCAAGAUAGAGUGCAACACCCGCAGGUUCGUGACGGACGACCGGCGGGAGCUGUACUACCGUGUGGAGGUGCAGAACCGGGUGUACCGGCGGGAGAUGGCCGCGCUCGACCUGGAGAUCGGCCGCCUCAAGCGGCAGCUGUUCGACUCCCCGGCGGCCUCCUCCGCCGGCUCAACCUCCUCCGUGGGCACCAAGCGGGGUGAGCUGUCGCCGCUGGAGGCGACGGCGCUGGCGCGGCUGAGCAUCGACGAGGCGAUGCCCAACCCGGCGGCCGGCGUGGGCGGCGGGCUGCCGCUGCUGCUGCUGUCGGUGCUGCCGCCGGUGAUCCCGCGCGCCAGCUGGCCCUCGGCGGACCGCGGCCAGCUGCCCAUGCGCCGCCAGGUCACCUUCAGCUCCGAGCCCAAGCUGGACGACAACGUCGCCUCCGCCGUCUGCUCUCAGCCCGCGCCCUCCGCCCACGGCGACUACGACGACGUCGCCAGCUUCGACCACGACGGUGACGUCGACCCGGAUGUGGAGGGACUGCACGGUGCCAAUCGGAAGCAGGGAGUCUUUGGCCGCAUCUGGAGCUUCUUGGGGAGCAGUCGCCCUUCCAGCCGGAAGGCGUCGGCGACAUCGUUCAGCGGCGGCGGCGGCGGGGGCGGAGGCGGCGCUGGGAUCGCGUCUGCGCUGCGGCUCCACAUGGGCUACCUGUCCGGCCUCGUGGCCGGGGGCGGACCCGGGGGCCACCACGGCGGCUCCGGCGCGUCCACACUCAGCCACAGCCAGUGCGCGCUCGGACCAGGGAUGGUGCCGGCGUCAUCCCGCGAGCUGCACCCCCUGAAGAAGCUGAGCAGCGGCGGCAUAGCCACGGGCGGCAGCGGGCCCAUCAUCAGCGUCACCUCCAACGACGACGCCGACGACGCCGACGCGGGUCGCCGCAAGUUCUCGCUCGGCAUGUGUCUCUCCAGGGACCUGGACGGCGGCCCCGUAGGCAGCCCGUGCGUGCUGUCCAAGGAGGCGCUGCGGCGCGCCAGCGCGGGGGCGUCUCCGCGGCCGCGCGCCGGCAUCCACCACCAGCACUCGCAGCCCAACCUGCCGUUCCGCGAGCGCGCCAAGGGGUCGCCGCGCUUCCCGCACCGCGUCGUGCCCACCUGCAGCCUGACGGCGCUCGACAGCCGGCGCAAGAGCAGCAGCAGCCACCACCACCACCUGCACGUGCGGCAAGGUCACCAGCGCGCAGACCUGCUCGACAAGUGCCGCUCGCUCGAGGACGCCCGCUCCUUCCACUGCGGGUCGGCCGCUGCGCACGCUGCCGUCCACCAGGUGUCUGGGUCGAACUGGAAACCCCGUGCUGCCAGUUACAGCCCCAACUGUGACGUUUGGGGGACGGCGGAGUUCGGCAUCCCUCUGAGUGAACUGGCCAACAGCAACCGCGGGCGAGACCGCGACAGCGCUCCCAACGUCAAGGACUAGAAACAGUACCACCUGCAGAGCUGGAGCGGCUACGAACCACGUGCGUCUGCCACGCCCCGUCUGGUCGCUCGACUCCAUCUCUUAUCACCGCCUUGUCUAAGGAGAUUCUUGGUUACCACGUCUUAUAAUCGAAGCACUUCUGCUUGCCCAGCUCUGAGGCCACUGUGGUCGCUACAGCCUGUCGUCGUCCCAGCGGCCACACUCUGGCUGCGACGGAGAAAUGCAGUUUGCUGCUCCCGUGAAGCUACAGUCCUCAUCCACGAUGCGUUGUUAGUGGCUGAUUUGAUCAAAAGUGUCAUGAUCACGUGUAGAUCCCAAAUAAAUGUUUCCCGUAUCUCUCUUGAAACUUCCCUAAUUAUCUUCUCAUCUCAAUUUAUGUCACAGCUGCUACAACAGCAUACUUAGAUUACGUGAUUCAUCAUCAAAGUAACGGAACGUAGCUACAGAUAGAAUGACUCAAUACGACGAGGUGGAGAUCAUCUCUCAAAGAACUGGUCUCUGUCGGAAAAACGUCCAACACUUCACGUAAUGCGGCAUGCCACUGAACAAUCUCAGUUCGAGGAUCACAUCCUACAUAAUAAUAAACUCCUGGAAGGAGAUUAAGAGAGAAAUUGUUGGUUCAGACAAGCAAUACCCAAGAAGAACACUAGUCAUGCAACCAAGUUUUCUCAGCUAGAAUAAUGUUAACAGAUCUCAUCGGCGUCGAAAGCUACAUCCUGAAAUUUUUAAUUCAAAUUUCCACGUGUAGUCUCCCUCUCCAGUCGUCUUCUGCGUAACAUUACGUGUUGUGGAAUUUACUUAUAACGUGUUAUUGCGUUUCAAACUCUACUAAACUCACGUGUGAUGUUUAUAUUUUUAUUUCUUUGGAAGAGAAUGUGAAGCUUCAUCCUCCUUACGGACCAUUUUUCACUUAACGAUUCUAUAUUUCUGCCUGCGGAGCGAAAAUACGAAAAGGAAGUCAAUGGGCGUAGUGUAAUUCCAAGGAGUCGGAAAUUCUUGGUUUGCCGCUGGUAUCGUUGCUUCUCCCCUAAAAACGUAAAUUUCGACACAACGCUUGUAAUUUGCUAAUUAACUGUACACAUUUUGUGCAACGUUACGCUACUUGUACGCUCUGGUUAAAGAGUAAAUUCGUACCAGCACAAAAUAGUGCGUACGUAAUUGCAAUGACGCUUUCAACCGUAUCAAACGCAAGCGUUGCGCUACAUUUGGCCAAUAACUGCUUUCAGAAAAUCUUAUGAAGGAUUCCCACACCAGCAAAUGACUUUUUCUGUACUGUCUGACCGAAAAACAGUUACCACGACAGAAGGUGAGAAUAGAAGUGAAGCAGAGGAAAUAAUUUGAUUGGGAGUUGAAGUUAACUUAAAUUUCAUUCACUCUAAAUGCAAGACUGGACUAUGACUCGCUACAAUGGUAAAUAAGUUUUCACAGCAUCCUUUCUUACUUUGUAUGUUCUUACAAUAAUAUGCUGUAGCACUGACACACGCUAUGUUGCGUGUGCGAACAUGGUAGUAGGUUUUUAACUGUACGUUCUCAAUGAUUGCGUCCCGGAGAAGUGUUUUUUUUUUUCUCACUCAGUAAUAGUAAUAUCUGAUGGACAUUAUAAACAUCAGAAAAUUUAAAAUUAGCAAAAUAAGUACUGCAUUUCUGGGGCAACUAAGACAAAGAAAACGGACUCUUCCUUGUUAUGUAAUAUGUUAGACCUAUUACUGAAACACUAUUUCCAUGCAGAGUAGUACAUCUGCAUAAAACUAGGGACAUUUUAAUUAUUUGUUUUUGUUAUGUCAUAUAGUCAGUGUCGUCUACAGACGCAUGAGCGGUAUGGUCUUCCUGAAUAUCCAGUCAGUAAAGCAAUCUAUUCUGUUUAAACAUCAUUACACUAUAGUGAACAAAAACAGAAACUUUAUACUAGCGAGCAAGUAAACUUUGUCGAAGUGUCAUCGCAGGAAUGGUCAAGGUAAAUCUUCACAUUGAGAAAAUUCACAUGAUACGAUGCUGUUUCAAGAGUCGUCCUUAAUGACCCUGGAACUCUGAGGACGCCAAUAUAUUAACGUCAUUUAAUGAGACAUUUACGGAAAUUACACUAUAAUAAAUAGUUUCUAAUUAGUCUGUCUAUAAGAAAAGAAAAUUGGACUAUAAAAUAUGAAUUUCAUGUGCAAAUUCAUUGACAAAAUGUCGUUCAAAAGUUAGAUGGAAGAAAGGAGACAAACAAGAAGUCCAACCACAUUAAUUUUAUUCGUUUAUCAUCUGGAAGGGGAUGGUUUGUAUUUGUAACAUUUCUUCUAACCAACAUGUUUUUGGCGAUAUUUUUUUGCGUAAAACUGAAAAGAAUGAAACAGUUUUUCUUUAAGGGAUGCUGUUUAAUUAUAUAUUUUUUGUGAGCCUUUACUUUACGUUUUAAUCAAAUUAAAGACAAAUUUUUGUUUUGAAACUUCCUGGCAGAUUAAAACUGUGUGACCGACCGAGACUCGAACUCGGGACCUUUGCCUUUCGCGGGCAAGUGCUCUACCAUCUGAGCUACUGAAGCACGACUCACGCUCGGUACUCACAGCUUUACUUCUGCCAGUAUCUCGUCUCCUACCUUCCAAACUUUACAGAAGCUCUCCUGCGAAACUUGCAGAACUAGCACUCCUGAAAGAAAGGAUAUAGCGGAGACAUGGCUUAGCCACAGUUUUAAUCUGCCAGGAAGUUUCAUAUCAGCGCACACUCCGCUGCGGAGUGAAAAUCUCACUCUGGAAUUUUUGUUUUGUUAUCAAUAAUCUGAGCCUAUUAAUUCUUUCGUAGGAAUAUAUCUUUCCACCUUAGAGAACAUUUAGCAUGAAAUCUGUGUUCGUACAUCCUUGUAGCAACUUUUGGAUGAUUCUUUCAAGCCAUUAUUACACCACGCAUAUCUUUCAAUAAAGUUAUAUUUUGUGACAGUGACAUUCAUGAUAUCAUGCGUAAAUGAUAUUUUGUAUACUAAUGUUUAUCUUUCGUUGUGCGAAAGUAAAUGAACGAUGGUUAUGGUAGAAAUAUAUUUUAAGUUUAAAAAUAUCUGAUGUCACCCACAAGAAAAUUUCUUCCACGGUUUCUACGACUUUAUUUUGUAAAAUGUUUCUCGGUGAGAUAGUUCUUAAGCGAUCCAUGCUCAUAAUACCGGUACUCUUAAUGAAAACUAGUAUGUCUCAUGACGAAUGUUUCUCUCAGCCGUGUCCAAUGAAAUACUUGAUCUAUUUUCGGAGAUAUUUUACAUGUGUUGUAGUGAAAUAAUGGCUUAUCCUUCUACAUUCAAAGCCCUUGUUGUUUAGAUCUGUAUAAAACGUUAGAACUACCUUUAAUUUUAACCCCUCGCCGAAGGUAAUAAUGUGUCAAAAGACUCUACAUGUAACUCGAAGAUGAGCAAUAAACUUUCCAUUUUCAUUGUGCAAUUAAUGUAUAAACUGAAAGGCAAUCAUAUUUCAUGUGAUCUAUAUGAAUGUUAAACGCUUCUUCUCUCUUGGCACUAUUGUUUCUGUAGACCUAAGUGAACUGAUGUCAAUAUAUUUUCCACUUUAUAACAUGUGGGAAGCAUUUCUCUCAAGUGCCAAGCAGUAAAAAUAUUACUAUUUUUUGUUCUGUAGAAUAUAACUAAGUCUAUUGCUGUUGAUUGAUGAAUAGAUUAU